AUGGCCAAGCUCUUUCUUGUUGCUGGUCUGGCCCUUCUGCUGAAUGCUUAUCUGGGGUCUGCCUACAAACUGGUAUGCUACUUCUCCAACUGGGCCCAGUAUCGGCCAGACCUGGGUCGUUUCACACCUGAUAACAUUGACCCUUGCCUGUGUACUCACCUGAUCUAUGCUUUUGCUGGGAUGCAGAACAAUGAGAUCACCACCAUAGAAUGGAAUGAUGUAGACUUCUACAAAGCUUUCAAUGGCCUCAAAAACAGGAAUAGCAAUUUGAAAACCCUCUUGGCCAUUGGAGGCUGGAACUUUGGAUCUGCCCCCUUCACUACCAUGGUCUCCACUUCCCAGAACCGCAACACCUUCAUUACUUCAGUCAUCAAAUUCCUGCGCCAGUAUGGGUUUGAUGGACUGGAUCUGGACUGGGAAUACCCAGGCUCUCGUGGGAGCCCUCCUGAGGACAAGCAUCUCUUCACGGUCCUGGUGAAGGAAAUUCGUGAAGCUUUUGAGAAGGAGGCUAAUGAGAACAAGCCCAGGUUAUUGAUUACUGCGGCUGUAGCUGCUGGCGUUUCCACCAUUGAUGCUGGCUAUGAGAUUCGUGAACUUUCCCAGUACCUAGAUCAAAUCCAUGUCAUGACAUAUGACCUCCAUGGCUCCUGGGAUGGCUACACAGGAGAGAAUAGUCCCCUCUACAAAUAUCCUACUGACACUGGCAGCAAUGCUUACCUCAAUGUGGAUUAUGCCAUGAAUUACUGGAAGAACAAUGGAGCUCCAGCUGAGAAGCUCAUUGUUGGAUUCCCAGAAUAUGGACACAAUUUUCUUCUGAGCAACCCCUCCAAUAAUGGAAUUGGUGCCCCUACCUCUGGUCCAGGCCCUGCUGGACCCUAUACCAGGGAGGCUGGGUUCUGGGCCUACUACGAGAUUUGCACCUUCCUGAAAAAUGGAGCCACUGAAGUCUGGGAUGCCCCUCAGGAAGUGCCCUAUGCGUAUAAAGACAACGAGUGGGUUGGCUAUGACAAUAUUAGGAGCUUCAAUGUCAAGACUCAAUGGCUUAAGCAGAACAAUUUUGGAGGUGCCAUGAUCUGGGCCAUUGAUCUUGAUGACUUCACUGGCUCUUUCUGUGACCAGGGCAAAUUCCCUCUGACCUCUACUCUUAACAAGGCCCUGGGUGUGUCCACAAGUUGCACAGCCCCUGAUGUGCCGACUGAGCCUACUGAGCCAGUGACUUCUCCUCCAGGAAGUGGAAGUGGGAGCGAGGGUGGGAGUGGGAGCUCUGGAGGAAGCUCUGAGGGCAGUGGAUUCUGUGCCGGCAAAGCUGAUGGCCUGUACCCUGUGGCCGAUGACAGAAAUGCCUUCUGGCACUGCUCCCACGGAAUCACAUACCUGAAGCACUGUCAGGCAGGUCUUGUCUUUGAUACCAGCUGUAAUUGCUGCAACUGGCCAUAA
Messenger RNA from Arvicola amphibius (Eurasian water vole), 1437 nucleotides. RefSeq names its product acidic mammalian chitinase. NCBI's taxonomy places the organism in Eukaryota, Metazoa, Chordata, Mammalia, Rodentia, Cricetidae. Gene Ontology annotation, molecular function: chitinase activity; chitin binding. The record is from RefSeq and is a predicted model, not a curated record. The transcript is spliced from 11 exons. Gene Ontology annotation, biological process: chitin catabolic process; carbohydrate metabolic process. The coding region runs from base 1 to 1437 and encodes 478 amino acids. Gene Ontology annotation, cellular component: extracellular region.